Molecule: messenger RNA, 1566 nt
Organism: Hyposmocoma kahamanoa
Lineage: Eukaryota; Metazoa; Arthropoda; Insecta; Lepidoptera; Cosmopterigidae
Product: CD63 antigen-like
Exons: 6
Coding region: 76-819 (247 amino acids)
Cellular component (GO): membrane
Source: RefSeq, a predicted model, not a curated record
CUGCCAAGUAAACAAGUUAAAUCCGUGAUUGAUCUCAACUUGUGAAGUUCUGUGAGUGACUCUAGUGUGUCUAACAUGGCGUGUGGUACGAGUUUUGUGAAAUAUGUGCUGUUCUUCUUCAACCUGGUCGUCGCGCUAUUCGGCUUAGCGGUGGUCGGCGUCGGCGUGGCAGUAUUGAUGAACUGGACGCUCAUCACCCAGGAGCUGCAGCGCCAGGGCCAUCUGGCGGUCGCACCAUGGGUCUUCAUUAUCGUCGGCGCCAUCAUGUUCGUCAUCGCCUUCUUUGGCUGCUGCGGAGCUAUUAGGGAGAGCCACUGCAUGGUCGUCACGUACGCUAUCUUCUUGCUGGUGAUCAUCAUCGUGCAAGUGGUCCUGGCUGUUCUGAUGUUCACCUAUGGCGAAACCAUCCAGCAGCAUUUGGUCACGACCGUGGACAAGAUCUUCGACAACUCCCGCAACAGUCCCAGCGACAGUGAGCGACAGGCCGCACAGGUCGUCUUUGUGAACAUCGAACAGCAGUUAGAAUGCUGCGGAAAGGGUGGCCCAAGCGACUACGGUAGAUUCACCCAAGUCGCGAGUCUGCCCUCCUCGUGCUGCGUGCGAAGUGGCACUAGUACCGCCUCCAUAGCCGGACAGUGCACCCUGAUCGACGCUAACAAAGAAGGCUGUCGGCAAAAGGUCGCCGAAAUCUACCAAACCUGGAAUAAGACCAUCGCUGCAAUCGCUAUUGGUGUCGCUUGUAUUGAGGUGGUCGGGGCCCUGUUCGCGCUGUGCCUCGCCAAUUCUAUAAGAAACAUGGACAGAAGGUCACGCUACUAAUAUUUUGUAUUACAACUGGUACGCUUAAGUCGACGCGCAAAUACAUUCUAAUUGAGAACAAUAGAAGACAAAUGAAAAACCACUAAACGUGUACAAGUUAAAAUUUAAGAAUAGUUCGGAUUAGCGCACCCACCUUUCGACGCCCUUAAUUGUUUUUACAACGAUUGUUUUUAUACUACCUGAUGUUGUUUUCUACGAUUUUCGAUCGAUAUUUAUUAGUUAAGUUUCCGUAUGAAAAGAAACUAAAAGGAUAAGAAUCUGAACAUACAAGUAUAUGUCCAAUUUAGAAUAUGAAGUCUCAUAAUCGUCAGGUGCACUGUUACUUUCGACCAUUAAAAUAAAAUAUAUAACAAUGAAGGCCAAGCAAAAUCGAAUAUUAUUGCUUAGUUAUCUAGAGAUUUCGGUGUCGAAACUCGAUGAAUGACUCAAUGUAAUUUAAAAUAUUUUAUUUACUACUAUUGACUGCUUUUCUUGUAUUGAAAGCCAUGAACGCCUCUAGAUAUUAAGAUUUGAAUGUGUAAUCUACUGUUGUUGUAACAUUGUAUGUGCAUAAAAUAUUGAUAAUUAUGAUUAUUACAUCAUGUUGCAAAUUUAAUUAAAAGACGCGCUGUACCGUGUAAGUUAAUGAAACUCAUUUUUUUAUCCAAAUAUUUUUUUGUGUUCGAUCUGUUUAUUACAUUUCCAUUCAUCGUCCCUUUCUCAAUUGCCGCUUCCGACCUUUUGUCGUAUUGAACGAUCAUACUUAUC